UACGGGCGUUAAACCCACCGACGUUGUAAUCGACUAUGGAAGAUUGGCCCCAAAACAACAUAGGUUUUUACGUUACGUGCCGCGCACCUCAUUCACCCGCAUCUAAAUCUCAUUUCAUCAUCACUCAAAACGAUCCAGCGCUGUCAUUUUUCAAGCGCUGGAAUGUGAACAGUACGUGUUGGUGCAUUAUUAUCAGCAUGGUCAUCUUCGUAACAGGUUCGGGGGUCCGCGGUUCUCCGGGACGCGGAGCGGCGGCUGCUGCAGCGGCGGCCGCCACCGGUGGAAGUCCGUCGUCGGCCGUGGUGGCAGCCACGGAGGAGCGACAGAACCUGACCUGCUACUCGUGCAACUCGCAGCUGGAAGGCGAGGGAUGCCGCUUCCCGCACAACAUGAGCCUCGCCAUGAGGCGCACCUGCCCGCCGUCGCACCGAUUUUGCACGGUGACCCGCGUGGACUACAGCGUGGACCCGGGCGGCGCCAUGCGGCCCUUCUCGAUCGAGCGCAACUGCAGCGAGCACUGCACCACCGAGUGCGUGGCGGUGGGCGAGCGGCUGCGGCUCUACCUGUGCCACUCGUGCUGCGCCGAGAGCCUCUGCAACACGGGCAACGAGGCGCGCGCCCUGCUCGAGGAAGGGGGCCGGGCGCUGCUCGCCUCGCGUCGGCUCACCGUGCCCCUGCUCGCCCUGCUGGUGGCCGCGUGCCUGUGAGCGGAACGGCGGCCCUCGGCCCGAGACGUUUCCCGAAUGGAAGCCACGGUUGAACUCGUUGAGAGACGAGCACAAAUCUCACACACGCUCAUCGUUCGAGUCGUGAGAAGUAGUGCGUCCCGUCUGUUUUUUUGUUUUUUUUUCUCUUGCUUUGAGUUGUGAGGAAGCAGCACCGUACGGUACCCCGGACUCUUGUCGGGUGUGCUACGUGUUUCCGUUUUUUCUUGCGGUUUAUUCCACUACGAUUCCAUUCCGACUUGCCUGACUGGCUGUUGUUAUAGAGACCCACGUAGUUUGUCUCUUGGCUGGUUGGUCUGAAUGUGAAUUACAGUUGCGCUGCGCAAGCUUGGACGAAUCAACCCUAUAGAGGAGCACUUGGUAUUUCGCGCCGGACGGCGUCGCAUGCUGUCGCAUACGACUUGAAGCAGCGCGAAGGGACGAGGGCAUGAACAAGAAAAACAACCACGACGGGACGAGCGGUGACUGCCAAAUGAAGUUUAUUCGAGAAAGCACCAGUCAUUUGUAAUCUGUCGAGAACAAGAACCAUCGAGAUCGACAGGCAUGCACAUAUAGGGACACUACAAGUGCACGUGUUUAUCCAGUUGCGUUCGUUGUGUUCGACCAAGUUCCUGCAGUGCAAAUCUAAUUCGCGUCGUUUGUGUUGCGUUUGUGCCGCGUUCGAGAGACAGCACUUGACGCUUCACGAAUCGAGCUGUUCACCGUGGAGGAGUUCAGUGAGAGUUGUUGAUCACGUUUGGAAGCAUGGGCGUACUUAACGCCCCUCCCUGUACGCGGGUCUCGAUAAGUGAUACGACGACAGCGUUCUCCAUCUGAGGGCGAGGCGCUCGUUCUCGAGAAGGUGCUGAUACGUUCAGCGAAAGGAGCAGGUAAAUGUACAGCGGAGUAAGCUUUGGGCAUGCGCCUUAAAUCUGGCUGGAUCCAAGUAUUGAAAAUAAAUUCUAUUUAGAGAGCAGCGAGGUCACAACUUCCGGCGCACACUCCCACAGUGUUUUCUCUCGCUAUGGUAGAUCAUCAGCAGCUCUCGCAUAUAGCGCACCUUCUCUUCUUGGGCGUAUUUCUUAUAUAUAGUGCCGCUGUAGCAGUGCCGUCCUGGACGAGUACGCACCAUGAGCUCCAAGCUUACAGCGAAUUAAAAGAAAACGCCGCGGCUGCGAGCCAAGCGAGGAAGUAGCUGCACUUGGAGUACGGUUGACGCGCCGGGAACUAGAGUCAUCCCGUAUACUUUUUCCCUACCUUGAGGAAUGUACCGCGAGGCCCGUGGCCUUGCGAGUUUAUAAUGAAACUCUGCGAAAGGCGCGUGGCAGGAGCGGGUGAGUGAGUCACGUGAGGCCGCGAAUUUUGGCGCCGUAGCCCUUCCUGGGAUCAUCCUUUUACAGAGCCGCAACUUUACAAAGCCGCUCGGUGAUCUGCCGGCGCCCGCGGAACCAGGUUGCCGCGGUCUCGCAGUGUGACGCACAGUGGAAUGGGACGUGACUCACAGCUCCACUUCGUGGGCCAUUGCGGAUUCUCUCUUUAAGAAAGUGGCGCAGCUACUACGGAGCUCCCUGAAGGGGGCCAACUGAAUUCGUAAAGCUUUUCUUUCAAAGGAACGCUUUCGCCCUUUGUCGGUAUAGCCUUUCCUAUAGGAAUAAUAUGUGUUUGCUAUCGUAAUUGGGCGCCGCUCGUUCUCCAUAAACCCUUCUCUUUCUAUACUCCAUCUCAGCAGUUCCAUGCAGUUAAGCGGAAGCUAUAUGGGUUGCGCCAGCUGUGCCAGAAAAUAAAACCGGAACAAAGACUCCUCCAUUGUCAGCUUCCGCGGUCGGCCUCCGCGAGACACCGGCUGAAUGGAAGCUUCACGAAAGAAUCAGCGGUGCACGGCGGGCGAGCCCUCUUCUUCCCUUAAUUCUGUUGAACACACAACACUCUCUGGUUUCUGAUUGGCUGGCACGAACUUCGUCUUCGCCGCACUGCACGGAGUUGGCGAGAUGGAGGACAGGGCAUGCGAAGUGUUUUUGUGAAUACGGGCCCCAGAACCUAGUCGAACGUCAGUGUUGUGACAUAGUUAUUCGAUUAACUGUUUUAUAUAUGCUACCGUUAUACUGUUGUAAGAGAUGUCUUUCUCGAUAAGUAGGUUGACUGUUAGGCGGCCACUGGCCUUCGCGCAACGCGACAUUGAUUGUUAGUUUUCUUGUUGUUCUUUUUCUUGAGCUGGACACAUAUAGAUAAGAAUGGCCUGUAGCAGAUAGCAGGCACAGUUGGACCACUACAGCUGGACUGUACCGUAUAGAUAGGCGGACAUAUCUCGCUGAAGGAAGCAGAAUGGUCAGUUGGAUAGGUAACAAAAUUUUCUUUAAACAGCUUUCUGGAAACUGAGUUUACGGGAUGUGUUUACUUUGCAGGGGUAGAAGGCUGUUAUUUUCUUUUAUUUUUCAAAAGCCAUUCCAAUUUGUGGAAGUUUUCCAGCACAAUUGUGCGUCAGGCUAUCGGGUGUUGAAAUGGCGACUCAAAACGUCGAUUGAAGUGCUGUGGAAGAUAAAAACAGCCGCACCAUCAGUGCUUCGGCUCCUAUUUUCCCAUAACACUUAGGGAUAAUUUCGACUCAUUGUGUUGUACGUGUCGCUCGAACAACCCAUAUUUUCAUUUCAGCAAGCGUGGCUCUUAUACAAUGCAUAUUUCGAAGAGUGGUCUUCCGAAUUGUUUGUUUUUUUUUUUUUGCUAAUUCUUUUUGUUUUCUUCUUAUAGUAACAAGGGGCCAUUUAGGAGUUUGCUUGACGUACAUGCGUAUACAAUACUGCAUCAGUAAGAAAACUUUGCUAUAUUUGGCGCCUUCGCCACGACAAAGCAGUUGUCCGGCAGAACCUGUAAAAGCUCUGCUUCAAUAUAUAACAGUGUUCGCUGCAAAGCCCUGCACCAUGCCGAUUCCUCAAAGGCCACAGUUUUGAAGAAAAUGUUAAAGAAAAUUCGAAAUGGGUCGAGUGAUAUAACGCGGAAUGAUCGAUAGGUAAUUAUUCCUAAUGACAACCGGCUUUAUGAGUCAUGUCAGCUAGCUUGAUACGCGAUUAUGAGGCGCGUCGCGGAGACAUUGCCUAAAUAAAAUUGACGUUCCAUUUGACUCAAUUGAUAUUCUAAGUGAAAUUGAGUUAUUGAAAUCAAUGGUUAAUCAUAUCUUGAAGAACGAUGGCGCCAGUGGCGUUUACAGAAUGGAGCGGCUUAGGGAGUGUAUGACAAGGUUCGUAUCUGCACUAUAAGGAUGCAUCCGAAACUCGGUAUAAUGACGGCACAUAAUUCGUAAAACUUUGCCAUUCUGCUUCUUGACGCUUGUUCUUUGUCGUGCAGGUUGUUAUACGUCCGCUUCUCCGCAUAACACAGCUGCAAAGACAAAAAUGACGAUAUUUGCUUUCAUGCGGCGCAUUAAAAAAAUGAUCAAAUUAAACAAACAAACGAACAAAAGAGCUGUACGUUUGACAGUUCGCGUAUACAUUAUUACAUCGUGUGUGCUUCUAGCAACGCUACUGCGUUGAGGUGUUUGACUGUGUGAAGACUGGAAGGCCGACGGUUGCAGUUCCUGAGAGGAUGUUAUAAAUUCAUGAUGAUAACAUCAAAAAAAGUUUUCAGAACGCAAGGAAUUUGUCCGUAGGUUUCGCUUACGGUACGGCAAAAAUCACACGUGGCAAUCAACAAUUGAAUACGAUUAAUUGAUAACGAGUGUCGUCUCAUGGUCCCUCAAAUCAGCAGUUCUUGUGCCAAAGUUUGUAUUGAACGUCUCGCGUGCCAGCUUUAAUAGACAUCGGGACAAACUUGUUGCAGCGCGGUUUAGCCGAUGCCUCAAGGCGGGGCCUGUCUAUACUUCCGCCUGUGUGUUUCGUUCUUUGGUUUAUUGUAGAUUUUGCAGCGAGUGCAAGCCGGCGCUGGAACUCACGGGCUUGGAGCUACGUGUCUGGAGCCUUUUCAAUCAUUGUCAUUCCCGUAAACAUUGUUAAAAAAAUAAAUAAGUGUUUCAGAAAUGCUG
Dermacentor andersoni is the source of this 4716-nucleotide messenger RNA. RefSeq lists its product as uncharacterized. Lineage: Eukaryota; Metazoa; Arthropoda; Arachnida; Ixodida; Ixodidae. The record is from RefSeq and is a predicted model, not a curated record.